CCGAAGGUUGGAAUUCGUUUGCUCAAAAUGUCGCAUAUGAAAGUUUGUGUUCGGUUCAGACCUUUGAGCACUAAAGAGAGAAGCGACGGCGGUGAUUCAGUCUGCGUCCACCCCGUCGACGCAGAAACUUUCAAUUUCAAGGAUGAGAAAGAUGAAAUUUUCACUUUCAGCUUCGAUAAGGCAUUCUACGACAACUCUGAGCAAGCUCAGGUCUACGAAUUUCUAGCUCUGCCUAUUGUCCGAGAUGCUGUGAGUGGCAUUAAUGGGACAAUCAUUACAUAUGGACAGACUGGAGCAGGGAAGACAUAUAGCAUGGAGGGGCCUGGCAUACUAGAAUGUGAUGAGCAGAAUAAAGGGUUACUUCCCCGGGUAGUUGACGGAAUAUUUGAAUGCAUUCACUCUUCUGAAGAAGCAAUCGAAUAUUCCGUUAAGCUGUCAAUGGUAGAGAUCUACAUGGAGCGAAUAAGGGACCUGUUAGAUUUAGCAAAAGAUAAUAUACAGAUCAAGGAGAACAAAGCUCAAGGAAUUAUCUUACAGGGAGUAACUGAAAUCUCCAUUGCAGAUCCGGCAGAAGCAUUGCAAACCCUAGCCAGCGGGAUAGCUAACAGAGCUGUUGGGGAGACCCAAAUGAACAUGGCUAGCAGCAGAAGCCACUGUGUUUACAUUUUCACAGUUCACCAAGGACUUGUGCAAAGAAAUAGGGCAAAACCUGGGAAGUUGCUUCUUGUGGACAUGGCAGGCUCUGAGAAAGUAGAAAAAACCGGAGCUGAGGGAAGAGUCCUUGAUGAAGCCAAGACUAUCAACAAGUCCUUGUCAGCCCUUGGCAAUGUGAUAAACGCUCUUACGUGUGGUCAGCAAUUAAAGCAUAUUCCAUAUAGGGAUUCAAAAGUUACUCGGAUUCUACAAGAUGCCCUUGGUGGGAAUUCACAAACUGCUUUACUAUGUUGUUGCUCGCCAAGUCCUUCAAAUGCAGCAGAGACACUGUCCACUCUUAGGUUCAGUGCAAGGGCAAGUCAUGUAAAGGUGUCGAUGCUCGUCAAGUGCAAUCAAGAUGAAGCCGCUAAAAAAGGGAAAGGAGUUCCUUCUCCAACUAAAGAUGAGUCAAUGGAGAGGAUUCUAAACAAGUUGCGGGAGACCAUUGACGUCGAAUCUGUGGAUUUACUUGAGGAGUUGUUCAUAGUGGAAAAAGUUUUCUUCGAUCUUAAUUCAGAGGAAGAGGUCAAGGCAGCAUAUGAGGAUUGUGUUACAAAGAAAAUUACAUCAUUGCAACAAGCAGAGGAAGAGCUUGUGCUAGAGGUUCAGGAGCUUAAGAUGGAGAAUAAGGCUCUCAAGGACAGGAUAGCAGCUCUGAACAGGUCUCGAGCCCUCUUCAACAAGGCCGGAGGAACUUCAGCUCAUCUAAAAGCGUUACUGCUUGUCAAGUGCAAUGAAGAAAGUAAAUCCACUAAAAGACACGGAGGAGUUCCUACUCUAGCUAGAGAUGAGUCACGUGAUAAACUUCUAAACCGGUUGAUGGAGAGACUUGACGUUGAAGACGUGAAGUUUCUAGAGGAGUUGUUCGUACAGGAAGGGAUUCUCUUAGAUCCUAACUCGAAAGAAUACAUGUCAGCUUCCCUGGAAAUCAUGUCAGCAUAUGGCAAUGAUGCUACUUUAAAGACAAUUUCAUUAAUGCAACAAGCAGUGGAAGAACUUCAAUUGGAGGCUGAGAAGCUCUGGAUGGAGAAUAAGGCUCUCGGGGACAGUAUAGUAGCUACCGAAAUAUCUAAUACAGUGGAGGAUAUAUCUCCUUCAGGAAGAGGACUGCCAAGAACUUCCGUUGAGGCAUUUUCACUAUCUGCAAUUCAUGGGCCAAUCAGUCAUUAA
Molecule: messenger RNA, 1863 nt
Organism: Morus notabilis
Lineage: Eukaryota; Viridiplantae; Streptophyta; Magnoliopsida; Rosales; Moraceae
Product: kinesin-like protein KIN-1
Biological process (GO): mitotic spindle organization; microtubule-based movement
Molecular function (GO): microtubule binding; microtubule motor activity; ATP binding
Source: RefSeq, a predicted model, not a curated record